This is a messenger RNA of Elaeis guineensis (African oil palm), 1965 nucleotides long. RefSeq lists its product as uncharacterized. Gene Ontology annotation, cellular component: peroxisomal matrix; mitochondrial matrix. Gene Ontology annotation, biological process: malonyl-CoA catabolic process; acetyl-CoA biosynthetic process; fatty acid biosynthetic process. Lineage: Eukaryota; Viridiplantae; Streptophyta; Magnoliopsida; Arecales; Arecaceae. Gene Ontology annotation, molecular function: malonyl-CoA decarboxylase activity. The record is from RefSeq and is a predicted model, not a curated record.
UUUGCAUCCUCCCACCGACGGCGGUUGUUCGCUGUUCUGGUCGUCGGGCCUCGAGGGGAAUGAACAAGAAGAACCUGGCGAUACUGAUGAGAGCUCGCAUGCGGGCAGCUGCCAACCAAGAACCCCUCCGCCAGCAGCAGCUCUUUCAACCCGCUCACCCUAAUUCUCCUCCUCAACAAGAUAAUGUCGACGAGAACAACAGCACUACUCCGGAGAGAGUUACGUUGAAGGAUGUCAAGGAGUGGAUGCAGGCGUCCAUCUCCAUCCCCACCGGCAAAUUGGAGCCUGUGGAUGCGAAUCUUGAAGAAUUCUCGCAGGGUUACCUGACUCUUGAUCAAGAAGGCCGCCGGGAGCUGCUUCUUGCACUCGCGAGGGACUAUGAUGUGAAUAGAGCUCGAGUUCGUGACUUUAUGCGGCAAUAUCUCAGCCUUGAGCCUCACGGUGCAACCGGGGAUCAAGAAUCUGCUGAACUUGAAGACGAAAGUGUGCUCGCUGCUUUUCAUAGGACGGAACGGAAUCUUCGGAAUGCUCUCAAGCCAAUGUAUGCAGUUUUCUUUGAACGGCUCAAUGAACGCCCUGGUGGAUUGAAGCUAUUGGCCAUUCUUCGUGCCGAUCUACUCUCUGUGCUGGUCAAGGAAAACAUACCAUCUUUGCGUGCAUUAGACUCAUAUUUAAAGGAAAAACUUAUUACCUGGCUUAGUCCAGCAGCUCUGGAACUUCACCAGAUCACAUGGGAUGAUUCUGCAUCCUUGCUUGAGAAAAUUGUAGCAUAUGAGGCUGUCCAUCCAAUCAGAAAUCUGCUAGACUUAAAGCGAAGGCUGAGUGUGGGUCGCCGUUGCUUUGGAUACCUACAUCCAGCAAUACCAGGUGAGCCACUUAUUUUUAUUGAAGUUGCACUUUUAAAGGAUGUUGCCAAGUCCAUACAGGAGGUCUUAUGGGAUGAUCCUCCAAUUCCUGAAUGUGAAGCUACAUGUGCGUUAUUUUACUCUAUAUCAUCAACUCAGCCAGGUUUAUCAGGAAUCAAUCUAGGGAAGUUUCUCAUUAAACGUGUGAUUGACCUGUUGAGGAGAGAUAUGCCACAUAUAACGACAUAUGCAACACUUAGCCCAAUCCCCGGAUAUAUGCAAUGGCUUCUCUCCAAGUUGGCCUCCCAAAUAAAGCUAUCUAAGUCAGAGACUGAGAAUAUGAAUGACGUGUCAGAAAAAGGGUCUAUUUCGGCUUUCAGGGAGAACAUCCUUCUCCCAGAAGAAGAAAGGAUGAUUCUUAACUCUGCUGUGGAACAUGGUGCUGGAAAAAGUGCCAUUGAGAUAAUGCAGGACCUACUGACAGCAAGUGAAUGGACCAAGUCUGAUCACUUGUUGGCUGUGCUAAAACCUCCUCUAAUGCGGUUGUGUGCAAGGUACCUUCUUAAAGAGAAGAAGCGGGGUAAAGCUCUUGAUCCUGUUGCAAAUUUUCACCUGCAGAAUGGAGCGGUGAUUGAGAGGAUAAACUGGUUGGCAGAUCAAUCAGAAAAAGGUAUCAAUCAAAGUGGAGGCAUCAUGGUAAAUUAUGUGUACAGGUUAGACAAGAUCGAUGAAAAUGCUCAGUCCUACUUUAGCACUGGGGACAUCCAUAGCUUAUUGCCUUCUCCAGUAUCUUGAGCAACCAAAAGAUACAUGAAAAGUGAAGGAAUCCGGAGGGAUUGAGCUAAAAAAAAUAUCUGCAGUGUUAUGGCAUGAAGUUUUAAUGGUUCAUUAUUUGGUGAAUGGCUGGAAAUAAUUGCACCAUUAGCUGUUGAUGCUAAAAAUAGAUGCAGCCAUUCUUUUCCAAUGUUAUGAUUUUCACUUAUCUUUGGUCAAGUUCACCAGAUUGUAUAUAUUAUUUGUGAACAAUGAUUCAACUUUCAAAUGUGAGUUCUGUUGAUCAGAGACGAUUCUUCUUUUUUGAGAAUUGCAAUAAAAGGAAAGAACAGUAAUUUGCAUGCCA